GCGGCUCUAAAACAGAGUUGGGACAAAGGCCGGAACCCUAGCAACGCAGGCAGAGCGGAGCCGGCUGGUUGCAGAGUACGUCACUUCCGGGAUCCGCCACGGGGAACCACUUCCGGGGGAGCGGCCGGGCGGCGCGGGAGAAGUUGUCUCUGGAGAGUGGUGAAUCAGAGGACACCACAGGCAGAGGUGGCUGAGGCCAUGGCCUCCGACCUGGACUUCUCAGCUCCUGAGGUGCCCGAGCCCACUUUCCUGGAGAACCUGCUACGGUACGGACUCUUCCUGGGGGCCCUCUUCCAGCUCAUCUGUGUGCUGGCCAUCAUCGUACCUGUUCCCAAGCCCCACGAGGUGGAGGCAGAGCCCUCUGAGCCCAGAAGUGCGGAGGUGACAAGGAAACCCAAGGCUGCUGCUCUUUCCGCCAACAAGAGGCCCAAGAAGGAGGCCAAGAAGAAGCGGUAGAAGAGGAGGCCUGCAGAGCCAGGCGGGUGGGGCAGGGGCCUUCGGGGGGGCAGCCCUCUGGGACUCAACGUCCUGUUCCCUCAGUCGUCCCAGGGUCAGGGCUGAAGUGGCUGGGCCGCUGUCUGACCACAGAGAUCUGGACAAUCAUGACGGUCCCCAGGCCCCAGCUGGGCAGCCCACCACUUCCUCUUCCAUCUGCUUCGUGACAGUGUAGAGCCAAGGGACUAAAAGAGCGUGUGUGCAGAGGCUGUGUAAGAAGUCUGUUCAGAAGUUGGGUCAGCUCAGAGUGACAUGUCCAUACUUAAUCAUCGCGGCCAGCCUUCAGUCCCCCACUUGUGGAUUUCUACUACAUUUUAGAGUCGUGAUCUCAUGCUGACAAGCACCGCCCCUGCCGUUACGUGUGUGCGCUGCGGAUCUGCUGAUCAGCCGCCUUAGUGUCUGCUGCACAGAUGGAGCCAGGCCAGGUCGUCCCCGUGUGUUUAGGUCAAGACGCCAUGGCCACUGCGAUGUAGGUGGUCCCUCGGGUGCAACAGCCAGGUCCGAAGCUGGCGGGAGAGCCGGUGGGAAAGCCAGCCAGGGUUACGCCUGCUUCUCCGCUGGCAGACGGAAGGGAGUGGGCUGUAUGAGUGCAUGUUCUUGGGCCCAAACUUUCUUAGCCUCUGAAAUGGGGGGCUUGUCCAUCUCAGACCGACCUCUUUUCAGCCCAUCUUGGCACAUUCCGCGUGUGUCCUUUAGCUUCCAUCUGUACACUUCCCCUCUCCCCUCUCCCUCCCCUCUUUCAACCCCAGAACAGUGAGGAAACGUCAUCUGGGCAAGUAAAUGUCAAUAAACUGCUCCCGUGCA
This is a messenger RNA of Ailuropoda melanoleuca (giant panda), 1299 nucleotides long. It is a transcript of the gene MANBAL, whose product is annotated as mannosidase beta like. The record is from RefSeq and is a predicted model, not a curated record. The transcript is spliced from 3 exons. Gene Ontology annotation, cellular component: membrane. Lineage: Eukaryota; Metazoa; Chordata; Mammalia; Carnivora; Ursidae. The coding region runs from base 199 to 456 and encodes 85 amino acids.